CCGUAAUGUCCUUAUAAAUAUUUAUCGGUGUCCUAAAUGAUAACGGGGGAAAAACAAGUUAGGUACAGAAAAUUGUCAAAUAUGAUGCAAUGAAAUGCCUAAAAUAUACAUUAUAUCUUCUAGGUGAAUAUCAUAACUUCGGGUUGGAAGAAGCAUGAAUAUUUUAUUUAUGUUGGACAUCGCGUGACCAUCAGCUGUGUCUUCAACAUCAAACAACAAAAAUGUUACAAAAGGAGUUACGAUGACUCAAGAUUUCCAACAGCUGUGAUUAUAGAGAAACAACUGGUCAUUAUGGGCCAUAUACCACGGGAGAUAUAGCGUCUGAGUAGAGUCUGUGGCCAUGUCUCAUGUCCACUGUGAAGGUUGUAUCAGUCGCCAUUGUGCGGUCAAGGCAGACAACACAACCAGCUGCCCAAUGGCUGUCUGUGAUGUUGGUUGUGGAGCCAGGUUUCAUCAAUGUCUGCAGUCUGAACACUCCCACCUGUGUCCAGACGAACGAGUUGCAUGCAUCAACUUUCUCUAUGGCUGCCCUCUUGUAAUGCAGCGGAAGAAACUGGGAAUUCAUCUUGAAGUGUGUCCUGCUAGCGUCCUAUGUUGUCCCAUUGAAUGGAACAGAUGGCCCAUGUAUUCUGUGGAAGAUAAGAAAAAGAUGCCACUGCCUUCCAACAUUUUGAAAGUUCAUUGUGGGCAGUUGGAUGUGGCUUUAGCGAUGCGGGACCAAAGGAUGUUGGUUGAAACACUGAAUGCUCCCAAAAAGACGAAGCGAAUAUUGCGAAAUCGCCUCACCACUAGAUAUCCAGCAGCCCCCUUUAGUCAUCGAAGUAGCUCAAUGGAAUCAGAUAUGCUCACAUCGGAAGAAACUUCAAGAAAUGUGUCUGAUGAUGAGGGUGGAAAUACACCAUGGAACCUGGGGAACUAUCCCCCAGGCCUGCAGCGUAGUGUGUGUAGUCGACUCAUCAGAGCCACCAAACAAACUGCCGAUAGUCUUUCAACAACGCUAGAUCUCGCUUCCAGCCAUAUGGCAAAUUCAAGCCAUUCUCUUAAGAAUAUUGAUGAGACUGGUGAGCAAGGAAACAAGAAGACCAACGAAGUACCCAGUCCCACUCCAGACAUCUCCAGGUGUGAUAGUACUGGAGGAGCCAUUGACAUUGCUGAACCAGUUAGCCUUACACCAGCUCAAGAUGGGGAUGAAACAGCCAUGACAAACAAUAAUAAUAAAAACCUGACAAGGAAACUAGACAACGAUACACGGCUGUGCGAUGUCCUUGGUGUGGAUAUCAACAUAGACUGCAUCACAAAGUAUCAACCCAAACCAGCUGAAAUGUUCACUUUUCUAUGUGCUCAGGAAUUCCGUCGAGAUGAGUAUGCAUGGCACUUUAAAAACGUUCACAACGAUAUCCAAAGCUGCUUGAAUGGCUGGAUGGAGCAAAGAUGUCCUCUGGCAUAUCUGGGGUGUACGUUUUCCUUUCGGCGCUUUCAGCCAAGUAAACAUGGUGUGUCUAUUGUACAUAGUGCAUUAUUAGAGAGCUAUGGUUUAGCAGCAACAGAAUCAGCAGACUACAAUGUUCCAGUUACCAACAAACUUCAAUCUGAUGACUGCCAGUCCGAAGCUAUGGACACAAACUGUACAACGUAUCCCAAUCGUUCACUACCCCCUGUGCAAUAUGAGACCACCCCGACCUCACAGCACAGUGCACAGUCGGAGGUGGUGCCUUCGUCUGACUGUGUUCCUGAAUCUGCUGGUGAUGCCCUGGACAUGGAAGUUUUCACCUCUUACCGAGCCUACUCCGCUAUAUCCGUGCAGUCCCGCCUCUCCAAGCCAGACGCUCCUACGUGGAAUGAUACAGGCAUGGAGUUUCUGAAUCUUCCCUUCGAGGUGCUGCAGCAUGUGUCCCGACAUCUGGACUCCUUCAGUUUGUGUAACCUAGCCCUCACCUGUAAACUGCUGCGUGACGUCUGCUGCAGCCUGCUCGAUGAACGCGGCAUAGUCAUACAGGUCUGGGAGAAGGUCAAGGAUGCAGAGCAGAAGGUCACGUGGCAGUCAUUUUGCAAUAGGUGGCGCUUCAGCACAGCCUUCAGCCCAGUUGAACAGUGGCAGUUUUCGGGCCACAAUCCCAUAGGGGAGCAUCUCAAAACUUGUGCCUUCAACCAGAACCGAAUCCUGAGAGACAACCCCUUCUUUGUGUACCCUCCCGGUGAUGCUCCCAUGGACAACGAGCUGCGAUCACUGUUGGCAGAGCGGCAGCGCGAGUCGGUGUCGGUGAAGCUGCGAGAACUUCAUCAGUGGUAUCAGCAGUUUCAGGACGUGCAGGAAGACGGGCGGGGCAACAUCGGACAUGUCAUGGAAAACUAAGACAGAACAAUUUUUAACGAUUUCUUUGCCACAAAUUUAUUUCUUUAUAGUUUUAUUAUCAGAAAGUUGAUUGAGGGGAAGGCUGAAGCUUAUAGUGUAGAAUAUGAGGUUGAUAUUUGUUUUGGAAAUGGGCUUAUAUGUACUGAUGCUUGAAUGGUCAUUUCACGCCUUCAUUAGUUAAGUUGAUCGUGAUCAAGCUUACAGUUAUGUAGAGAAGAUUUUCUUGAAUGCUGCACAGUACAAUAAAGGCAGAAUGAAAUGUCAGGAAGUCUGAAAUUUGAAUCUGUCCGAACAGUUUAUAAUAAUAUUAUAUAUUUUUACAGAGUGAAGAGUCUGAGGUUCAGUUUGACAGGUUGGGUUUGAAUGUUGUCAUCAUUUUUUACACAUGAGCAUGUGUUGUGCAUUGUCCAUCAUUAACUUUUUGCAUUUUCAAUGUCUCUGAAACUACAAGAGCUAUGGAGUUGAAACUUCACAUGAAUAAAGCCAGCCAUCAAGUGGCUUUCGGAAUAGCAGAUAAUAAUGCAUUGGGUAAAGUUCCAUGUUUUAUCCAGGUAUGGCCUUUGACUUUCUUGAUCCCUGUUUUUCGAGUGUUGCUGCAUUUUCAACUUAUCCUCUAAAACUACAAGGCCUAUGGAGUCAAAACUUUACAGGAAUCAUCUUAGCUAUGGUUUCUCAAAACAUUGCUUAUAGGAUUUUGAUCUGAUGUGAAACAUGGCCACCCUGGCUGCCAUAUUUAGAAAUCAUUCAUGGCUUUAUUAAUAGGCAAUGUCUUUAAAUUUGUCAAAUGUGAAUAUUUAAUUUUAUGGUUGUACUAUUGAGUCCUCUGUGUGGUAUUUAUCUGAGAGAGUCAGUUGCUUUUUGGAAAGAACUUGCAUGCAGUGCUUUGAAUUGAGAUGUUUUAUACCAUCAUGUUAAAACUAUCUCGCAUCAGUUUGUCUAUGUUGGCUGAGGUCAAUAUUUACCCUGUUUACUCCGUCACCCUGAUUCAAUUGUCCACUAUAUAUGUUUGCUGUUUGCCGUUUCUUUCCCAUAUCAUUUAGUUACUAUGGUUACUGUGAGAAGUUGUUUUGUUUUGAAUCUCAUUGAUCAUGCAGAUAUGAUGCUCUUUGUUUAAAUAUAUUCUGUUUUUAAACCAUUUAAAAAUGUACUUAAAGCUUAUACUUAAUCUAUGUUGAUGACAUUGGAAUAUCUUAGAUACUUGUUGCACGAAUGCCUAUGACUGAAAAUAGGAAAAUAAUGCCUAAAAAAAUGUUUUUUGUUAAAGUUGCCAUCAGAUGAAAGCAACACAGGGUAUUCACUCAAUUUAACAGUAACCACCAGGAUAUGAUUUGUGAGGUUGAUGUGGAGUUACUUCCCUUGGAGUGGUUUCAGUGAGCUGCAUCUGUAUCAGGUAUUGAUACGACAUUGGUGGAUGAUGACUGCUUUGAGGUUCCCAUGGUAACGGAGAUAUGUCCUUCCUGUUAUUCUUAUCAUUUGAUUCAUACCAAGUUGUACAUGUUAAGAGUAGAUUGUGUAAUUUUAUCAUUAUUAUUAUUAUUGCCAUUAAUGUACAGGUCCAGAUAUGAAGAACCAACUACCCCUAUUGAGGAUAAAGCAGUAUCAUUCUAGUCGGUUGUAACACAUGAUUUUGGUAUAGUUGAGUCAUCAACAGAGAUCAGAGUGAAAUUGCUAGGCUAGGUCAGAAUGACUUAUAUGUUUGUUUUCAGGGGAAUGAAUGGUUUAUUUAGCAGUUUUAAUGUUUAGAUUUGUUACAUUUAGAUAACAUUGAUGUCAUAACAUGUAGCUAAGAGUUGUUGGUAACACCUUACUAUGCUAGACUAUCUAUACAAUCAUGUUGCUACUCCACCGGUGGUCAUGUGCUACUGAACACACCUUGCCUUCUGAUGGAGUCUAUGUGACGACCAUGUUUGCAAACUUUAGUAAACAUAUAGAUAAAUUAGUUACCAAUAAGUUAUAAAAAUCAGAUCUUUCAUUCUGAUGUGAUACCUCUUCUGGAUGAAAGAUCUGAUUUUAAUGAUUGUGUUUAGAUUAAAAUAAAUGAUUCUUAAAAAUAUAUAAUAACCUCCAUAUUAAUGUUGCAUUACUGUAUGAAAAUCACAUUCAACGUCAAAGAUUAAGAAAGGGUGAAAUCUUUCAUGUGUGUGUCACAUUACAGUUUGUUAUGUGUCAAAUAUUACAUGUAGUCAAACAUCAAAUCCACAUUAAAGUUACAUAUCAGUUGGUAAUGUUUGAACAUGGAACCCUUGGAAAAAUGUCAGGUCUGAAAAGCACUUGAGAAAAACAACAUGAAAUAAUCUGAAAUAUCGGUUUAUUUUUUUCCACAUACUGAACCAGCAUUUUCACACAAAAUAUUAUAAGAAAAAAAUAUUUGUUGUCCGUAAAGAAUAAUAAUGUACAGUUAAAACAGUUUGUUUCAUAAUAAAAAUCUUCUAUUUCAAUGACUGUUCAUGUUGACUGAAACAGUUGAUUUGCCACAUCCAUGUCUUCAGAAGAAAACCUCAGUUUUAUCAAAAUAAAUAUUUCAGAACUUUCUUUGAUCUUCAGACAGAUGUAAGUAGAAAGAUUUUCGAAGCUUAUAAAUCAAUUGUGUUUGAUGUACAGCAAUGAACCCGUGCAAUAUGAUAUGCCGAGAGGAACAAGUAGAGGUACACCUGGGGUAUGGCUGGGCCAGGGCUAUGUUGUGCUGUGGAGAGUUGUGCCCGGAGCUGUGUCCAAACCCAAGUCACAUUUUUUAAAGUUGAAACAUAGAUGCAUCAACUAGUCAUGAUAAUUACAAUCUCCGAUCUCUGAUGAUUGUGUCAUGUGUCACAUGACACAUGGAUUAGUGAUGUAGUUUAGUAAAUAAAGCUUAGAGACAUUCACUUAAUUCACAGAUUUUGUGGGGACAAGUAAGGGUAAGUCAGACACAAUAAUGAUGUUUUUUACAUGAAUUUGGUGCAUGUAGACAUUAAUAUUUAGUUGCAUUUUUCAAUAAUUGGUUGUACUGGUGUUUUAUAUAGCUAAAUCAAGGCCUGCUAUAUACCUGUAACUAUGUCACUCAUCCAGUAGUGCAGUUAUUACAACAGCAGCAAGUUGAUGCUGGAUAACGGGAAUUGGUUGACAACAUUCUGACGGGUCAUUCAUGUGUGACUGUUCUAUACAGUGUCGGGUGCGGCCCCACACAGGAGAACAUGACUGGUAAGAAAGGUCCACUGUACAAACAAUAAGGCAGCAGUGGCAAUAAGGUCAUCUGAGCCAUACUUAUUCAUCUUGCAGACCCUUUUUAGAAGCAGGAUCUGUUGGUCAUGAGUCCCAAAUCACCGGGAUUAUGAUCCUCGGAAUGUUGACUCCAUACCUCUAUCGCUUUGGUUUUCUUCCUAGAUGAAGCUGGCAGCCGUGAUGUAACUGAAAAAAGCCACUUCUCUUACUCACUUUCAUCUGACAUGUGUAAUGUAUAAGGCCCAAUUUGUUUGAGGUAGAAAUGUUGGAAUGUAGAUACAUGUAUAUAAUGUUGAGUCCCAGAAGACACUUUACAGGUAAUAUAUUGGACAGUCACCUCCUAGUUUGCCCAGGUACAAUUGUGAAAGUAAAAGAAAUCUUAAUUUGGAUUGUUUUAUGGUAUGUUAUGACUCGGGUUACUUGCUGAGCGCAUGGUUCUCUAAGAACCCAUGUAGUCUUUCAUUUACAUUAUUUAAUAUAUUUAUUUAUAUAUACAUACAUGUAACAUUGAUUGACUAAUUUAUAACAUUAUUUGCCCAGUUGUCUUUGAUGACUGCCAGAUUUGAGGCACACCACUUUUUUUGUCUGGCCCAAAUCAGUUAAUCUCCAUGGGAAAGUUAUUAAUAUAAGACUUGAAUGCCACAGACAUCAAGUUAGCUGUCAAUUACUUUCCUGCAUGUGAUGAACACUUGUGUCAUUGUGUAUAAGUCAGGUGACAGGUAGCCCAGCGGAGCAGGGUGUUGUCAAGUGCUAGGGUCUGCUGGUCUGGGGUUGGAUAGCCCUUGAUGUCCUCAAGGGUAGUCCCAACUGUAUCAGUUUGGGCAGAUUGUAUGGUACUGGAAGCACAGCUAGACUGACCAACUUGUAUCACUGAGUGUUGGCCUGCAGCCUAGAUGUGUGUCACCUCACUCUCAGCCAACAGAGCUGUGGAAGUCAAUUGGAAGUCAUAAUGAAAUAAUCAUUUUCUGAUUGUUUACUGAAAAAUAUAUUAAAACCCAUUUAUGGCAGACUACCCAUUUAUGACAGACUAUAUUUGCUUCACUUUGGGAUAAAAAAGCAACAGAAAGAGAUACUAAAAACACUUUUUUGUGAUCUAGAUUUAUGAAAUAUUUUCUGAUGUAAAUGGAAAAACAACUGAUAAACCUAGUAUUCUCUCAUGCAUACCUUUAAAUUAACCUAGUAAACAUUUGAGGAAGUUUGAAGUUCAGGGAAUUUACUUCAGAUUCACUCUGACAAAUGUGUGUGGUGUUUUUUUUUUCAUUUUGCUCCAAUGUUUGUUCAUCAUAUUUAUCCCAAAAUGUUCCUGCCCUAAAUUUUGCAUACGUUAGAAAAUGAUAAAAAAUGCUUUCAACACCCUUUUUGUAUUUUGGUGGUUACAUUAUUUCAAGACUAUUAUAUUAACCUUAACUCCCACAAGACCAACGUUUUUAUGUUGUCUUCUGAAUCCUGGCGUAUAUAUCCUGUAAAACAAGGCCAUGCAUACAUUGCCUUGGCAGGUCUGGUCUUGGAGUGUGUUGCUGGAUCUGGUGUAUAGUCAUAAGUCAUAUCUACUGAUCCUAGAGUUGGGGGAAUUAGGACUGUUCAAUACCUCAGCUGGUCCAUAUCACCUUUGGAAUAGCAGUGAUGAUGCAUGUAUGUUAAGGUUUAGAGUGAAUGUAUUCAGGAGUGUUGGCACCAUGAAGGUGUCAUGAUACACAUGUGUACACACAGACAAUCCCACCGAUUCCACUUGAUGUAAACUUGUACCAGCAUAAUUGUUUCUGUUUCUUCAUGUAUUUGAAAUAACUGGAUGCUGUACACGUAGAGCCACUCAGUAGUAGCUUCACUGUUUGUACUUCACUCACCACAAAUGUAUGUUUGACAUUAAUAUUGGUUCCAGAGCCUACUGUCAAAGGGUGCUAUAUGUAUUACCAAAUAUUAAUAGUGCUGGACAGGAUGAAGAAUUUAUGAGCAUAUAUGCAUUAUACACCAAGAGAAGUGUCAUUAGAAUAAUAAAGGUGAAAAUAUUGA
Messenger RNA from Haliotis rufescens (red abalone), 7561 nucleotides. Its product is annotated as F-box only protein 30-like. Gene Ontology annotation, molecular function: protein binding; zinc ion binding; ubiquitin protein ligase activity. Bases 341 to 2353 code for a protein of 670 amino acids. Lineage: Eukaryota; Metazoa; Mollusca; Gastropoda; Lepetellida; Haliotidae. The record is from RefSeq and is a predicted model, not a curated record. The transcript has 4 exons.